AUGGUACGCGGCAGUUCGGAUAAAGGAAGACCCAAAAGAUACUGCUGUGAUGAUUGCGAGCAAGUCUUCACCACUUCAUCAAACCCGAAGAUCCAUAAGAAAACUCACACUGGUGAUAAACCAUACAGAUGUAAUCAGUGUUGUGCGGCUUUUACCCAGCGAGGUCAUUUGACGAGACACCAACGUAUUCACACUGGAGACAAGCCUUACAGGUGUGAUCAGUGUGGAGCGGCUUUUGCCCAGAAAAGUGCUCUAAUGAGUCACCAACGUAUUCACAGUGGUGAUAAACCAUACAGCUGUGAUCCGUGUGGAGCGGCUUUUGCCCAGCAAGGUGCUCUAACGACUCACCAACGUAUUCACACUGGAGACAAGCCUUACAGGUGCGAUCAGUGUGGAGCGGCUUUUGCUGAGCAAGGUCAUUUCAGGAGACACCAACGUAUUCACACUGGGGAAAAGCCUUACAGAUGCGAUCAGUGUGGAUCGGCUUUUGCCCGGCAAGAUCAUUUGACGACACACCAACGUAUUCACACUGGAGACAAGCCUUACAGAUGUGAUCAGUGUGGAGCGGCUUUUGCCCGGCAAGAUGACUUGACGAGACACCGACGUAUUCACACUGGGGAAAAGCCUUACAGAUGUGAUCAGUGUGGAGCGGCUUUUGCUCGGCAAGGUGAUUUGACGGCACACCAACGUAUUCACACUGGAAACAAGCCUUACAGGUGUGAUCAGUGUGGAGCGGCUUUUGCCUGGCAAGGUCAUUUGACAAGUCACCAACGUAUUCACACUGGAGACAAGCCUUACAGGUGUGAUCAGUGUGGAGCGGCUUUUGCCCGGCGAGGUCAUUUGACAGGUCACCAACGUAUUCACACUGGAGACAAGCCUUACAGGUGUGACCAGUGUGGGGCGGCUUUUGCCCGGCAAGGUUGCCUAACGAGUCAUCAACGUAUUCACACUGAAUAAAAAGUGUACAUUUGUGAUCAGUGGUGAUAUCAUUUAUUUUGAGAGUUCAGUUAAAAGGCACCAAUUUAGUUAUUUUAGUUUGAAAGAAAUAAUUCUGGUGGUUCGAUUGUGGGAAAGAUUUUAAACAUUUUAUUUAAAAAGCAGCAGAUUCUUACAGCUGUAAGAGCUGUUCAUUUAUAACCAGAUUUAGACUGGAUAAAAAUAUUAUACAGCUCUCCCAAGGCACGUGUAAGGACAAAUGACCAAAUCUCUACAAGUUUUACCUUGCAAAGAGGCACUAGACAGGGUUGCCCUCUCUCUCCCUCAUUAUUUGCAAUAUUUAUCGAACCUUUAGCAGCAGCUAUUAGACAAAAUCAAAAUA
This is a messenger RNA of Cololabis saira (Pacific saury), 1318 nucleotides long. RefSeq names its product zinc finger protein 665-like. Gene Ontology annotation, biological process: regulation of transcription by RNA polymerase II. The record is from RefSeq and is a predicted model, not a curated record. The transcript is spliced from 2 exons. Lineage: Eukaryota; Metazoa; Chordata; Actinopteri; Beloniformes; Belonidae. Gene Ontology annotation, cellular component: nucleus. Gene Ontology annotation, molecular function: RNA polymerase II transcription regulatory region sequence-specific DNA binding; DNA-binding transcription factor activity, RNA polymerase II-specific. Bases 1 to 957 code for a protein of 318 amino acids.